AUGUCCUCUGGUGUUCUCUUGCUUCCUAAGUGUCCAGGUGGCCUGACCACAGACCUCCCAACAUGGACAUCGGACUCGGAGCCUUUCAUCAUAGCAGAAACUGCCCUCAUAUUCUGGUGGAUAGAUCUCGGAUUGGGCAAGCAUGCAAUCACCGUUCCGCCGGCUGACUUGGCUGAGGGCCCCAAGAUCAUCUUCAUCGCCGCCUUCUUGUACGAUUGCAACAUCGCACUCCCUAAGUUCUCAGCCCUCUUCUUCUAUCGUCGAAUAUUCGAACGCACUAGCAGGUGGCUCACGGUCACGCUGUGGACCGUUGCCGCCAUGAAUGCCGGCUGGUUGUUCUCCGCCUGGAUCAGCACCAUAUUCCAGUGCACGCCCGUCAACGCUGCGUGGGAGACUGUGCCGGAAUCGACCUGUAUCUCGCAGUGGACCUGGUUUCUGGGAACCGCGAUUCCCAGCAUAGUCAUUGAUUUUCUCAUCUUGAUCAUACCGUUGCCAAUGCUGUGGGGUCUUCAGGCCUCAGCUUCUCGCCGCAUCAUGGUUGGGGCGGUCUUCAUUUGCGGAUACUCGUAA
Messenger RNA from Anthostomella pinea, 570 nucleotides. The record is from the annotation of a GenBank genome assembly. Lineage: Eukaryota; Fungi; Ascomycota; Sordariomycetes; Xylariales; Xylariaceae.